CUCUCCCUCUAGUCUUCUUCCACGAUGCGCGAGAUUUUACAUCUGCAGACGGGCCAGUGUGGCAACCAGAUCGGCACCAAGUUCUGGGAGACCAUCACCGAGGAGCACGGCAUUGAUGGCGAGGGCCAGUACGUUGGCGACAACCCCCUUCAGCAAGAGCGCCUCAACGUAUACUUCAACGAGGCCGGCUCCGGCAAGUACGUCCCUCGCGCGGUCCUCGUCGACCUCGAGCCGGGCACGAUGGACGUCAUCCGUGGUGGACCUCUCGGCAGCCUCUUCCGUCCCGACAACAUCGUCUUUGGUCAGUCGGGCGCGGGCAACAACUGGGCCAAGGGCCACUACACCGAGGGCGCCGAGCUCGUCGACUCGGUCCUCGACGUCGUCCGCAAGGAGGCCGAGGCGUGCGACGCCCUCCAGGGCUUCCAGCUCACGCACUCGCUCGGCGGCGGCACGGGUUCGGGCAUGGGCACCCUCCUCAUCUCCAAGAUCCGCGAGGAGUUCCCCGACCGCAUGAUGGCCACGUUCUCGGUCGUCCCGUCGCCCAAGGUGUCGGACACGGUCGUCGAGCCGUACAACGCCACCCUGUCGGUCCACCAGCUCGUCGAGAACUCGGACGAGACGUUCUGCAUCGACAACGAGGCCCUGUACGACAUCUGCUUCCGGACACUCAAGCUCACGUCGCCCACCCACGGCGACCUCAACCAGCUCGUCUCGGUCGUCAUGAGCGGCAUCACGACCUCGCUGCGUUUCCCCGGCCAGCUCAACUCGGACCUGAGGAAGCUCGCCGUCAACAUGGUGCCGUUCCCGCGCCUGCACUUCUUCAUGGUCGGCUUUGCGCCCCUCACGGCCAAGGGCUCGCAGUCGUUCCGCGCCGUCACGGUCCCCGAGCUCGCGCAGCAGAUGUUCGACGCCAAGAACAUGAUGGCCGCGAGCGACCCGAGGAUGGGCCGCUACCUGACGGUCGCCGCCCUGUGGCGCGGCAAGGUCUCGCUCCGCGACAUCGACGACACGAUGCUCGCCGUCCAGCAGAAGAACGCCGACCACUUCGUCGAGUGGAUCCCGAACAACGUCCAGACCGCUCACUGCGAGAUCCCGCCCAAGGGCCUCAAGAUGGCCGUCACGUUCAUCGGCAACUCGACCUCGAUCCAGACGCUCUUCCAGCGCAUCAACACCCAGUUCUCGAGCAUGUUCCGCCGCCGCGCCUUCUUGCACUGGUACACGGGCGAGGGCAUGGACGAGAUGGAGUUCACCGAGGCAGAGAGCAACAUGCAGGACCUUGUCGCCGAGUACCAGCAGUACCAGGAGGCUGGCAUCGACGACGAGGAGGAGUACGUCGAGGAGGGCGGCGAGGAGUACGUCGAGGAGUAAGCUUAUUCACCUGCACUCGUCCAACCUCGUCGUCGUCGUGUCCCCCUCCCCGUCCGUUUGCCCCUUCGUCUUUUGUCGUCGCCCGCCCGCCCGGCCCCCUCGAGCGGUUGCGGCCCUUACCCCCCACCCACACUACUUCUGUCGUUCUUUCGUCACGUUCUCCGUCGGCUCUACCCCCCUGCCAAGUCAAAGGCUGGUUUCUCUCGUC
Messenger RNA from Rhodotorula graminis WP1, 1576 nucleotides. Its product is annotated as beta tubulin. The record is from RefSeq and is a predicted model, not a curated record. Gene Ontology annotation, molecular function: GTP binding; GTPase activity; structural constituent of cytoskeleton. The transcript is spliced from 14 exons. Gene Ontology annotation, biological process: microtubule cytoskeleton organization; mitotic cell cycle. Bases 25 to 1368 code for a protein of 447 amino acids. NCBI's taxonomy places the organism in Eukaryota, Fungi, Basidiomycota, Microbotryomycetes, Sporidiobolales, Sporidiobolaceae. Gene Ontology annotation, cellular component: microtubule; cytoplasm.